Exophiala spinifera is the source of this 327-nucleotide messenger RNA. RefSeq names its product 60S ribosomal protein L30. The transcript is spliced from 3 exons. The record is from RefSeq and is a predicted model, not a curated record. Gene Ontology annotation, molecular function: RNA binding; structural constituent of ribosome. Gene Ontology annotation, cellular component: cytosolic large ribosomal subunit. The coding region runs from base 1 to 327 and encodes 108 amino acids. Lineage: Eukaryota; Fungi; Ascomycota; Eurotiomycetes; Chaetothyriales; Herpotrichiellaceae.
AUGGCACCAAAGAAGGCGAAGAAGACAUCCGACUCCAUCAACUCGCGCCUGGCGCUUGUGAUGAAGUCUGGCAAAGUCACCCUGGGUUACAAGUCCACCCUGAAAUGCCUUCGAUCUGGAAAGGCCAAGCUGGUCAUCAUCGCUGGCAACACCCCCCCUCUCCGCAAGAGUGAGCUUGAGUACUACUCGAUGCUUUCCAAGACCAAUGUCCACCACUUUGCUGGCAACAACAUCGAAUUGGGCACUGCUUGCGGUAAGCUCUACCGAUGCUCAACCAUGGCCGUUCUCGACGCCGGUGACUCCGACAUCCUCGGCGCCGCUGCAUAG